UCCUCUAGGCCGCCGGCCGCGAAGCGCUGAGUCACGGUGAGGCGACGGGACCCGCACUCUUUUAACCUGCCCUCCCUGCACUCGCUCCCGGCGGCUCUUCGCGUCCCCCCCAACCCCGCCGCUAAGGCUCCAGGUGCCGCUACCGCUGCGUGAGUACCUGGGGCCCCUGCAGGGGUCCACUAGCCCUCCAUCCUCUACAGCUCAGCAUCAGAAUACUCUCUUUUUAGACUCCGAUAUGGGGUCCUCCAAGAAAGUUACUCUCUCAGUGCUCAGCCGGGAGCAGUCGGAAGGGGUUGGAGCGAGGGUCCGAAGAAGCAUUGGCCGACCCGAGUUAAAAAAUCUGGAUCCGUUUUUGCUGUUUGAUGAAUUUAAAGGAGGUAGACCAGGAGGAUUUCCUGAUCAUCCACAUCGAGGUUUUGAAACAGUAUCCUACCUCCUGGAAGGGGGCAGCAUGGCCCAUGAAGACUUCUGUGGACACACUGGUAAAAUGAACCCAGGAGAUUUGCAGUGGAUGACUGCGGGCCGGGGCAUUCUGCACGCCGAGAUGCCUUGCUCAGAGGAGCCAGCCCAUGGCCUACAACUGUGGGUUAAUUUGAGGAGCUCAGAGAAGAUGGUGGAGCCUCAGUACCAGGAACUGAAAAGUGAAGAAAUCCCUAAACCCAGUAAGGAUGGUGUGACAGUUGCUGUCAUUUCUGGAGAAGCCUUGGGAAUAAAGCCAACAAAACUCAAACACAAUGCUCUCAGGAUGCCAUCUAAUGGAGUCUUUUGUAUUGAGAAUAUGGCUGUUACGUUUGGAAUACGAUACGGACUGAUUAAGAUCUGGCUCCUCCAGUCCAAGGUUUACACUCGCACACCAACCUUAUAUUUGGACUUCAAAUUGGACCCAGGAGCAAAACAUUCCCAACCUAUCCCUAAAGGGUGGACAAGCUUCAUUUACACCAUAUCUGGAGAUGUGUAUAUUGGGCCUGAUGAUGCACAACAAAAAAUAGAACCUCAUCACACAGCAGUGCUUGGAGAAGGUGACAGUGUCCAGGUGGAGAACAAGGAUCCCAAGAGAAGCCACUUUGUCUUAAUUGCUGGGGAGCCAUUAAGAGAACCAGUUGUCCAACAUGGUCCAUUUGUGAUGAACACCAAUGAAGAGAUUUCUCAAGCCAUUCUUGAUUUCAGAAACGCGAAAAAUGGGUUUGAAAGGGCCAAAACCUGGAAAUCAAAGAUUGGGAACUAGUGGAAAGCAGAAAAGCAGGUCUCGAUGUGUCCUAGAAUUUUGCCAUUUGUGAGAUUGAGCCAUUGAAGGCAUUCCAUUUCUAAAGCUUAUUUAGCCAGUGCUUCUAAAGAAUUUCACACUAAAGUGAUAACAUGGUUUUUGUAACAAUAAACGUAGGAUAUUUCCUGGCACAUGCAAAUAAACCUAAUCAUUGUUUCUUUAAAAA
Nomascus leucogenys (northern white-cheeked gibbon) is the source of this 1430-nucleotide messenger RNA. It is a transcript of the gene PIR, whose product is annotated as pirin. NCBI's taxonomy places the organism in Eukaryota, Metazoa, Chordata, Mammalia, Primates, Hylobatidae. The record is from RefSeq and is a predicted model, not a curated record. Gene Ontology annotation, biological process: monocyte differentiation. Gene Ontology annotation, molecular function: quercetin 2,3-dioxygenase activity. Gene Ontology annotation, cellular component: nucleus.